This is a messenger RNA of Nicotiana tabacum (common tobacco), 1699 nucleotides long. Its product is annotated as ubiquitin C-terminal hydrolase 12. Lineage: Eukaryota; Viridiplantae; Streptophyta; Magnoliopsida; Solanales; Solanaceae. The record is from RefSeq and is a predicted model, not a curated record. Gene Ontology annotation, molecular function: protein binding.
CCUUUACCCAACGCUCUCUCCUCUCACAUGCACUGAAUUCUCAAGUACGGAAGUUUCUCCCAUUCGCCACCGAUCGUACGGUCACAGUUCUCCGGCAAUGUCUCUCCCCGAUCCUCCUCCGUGACAAGGAAAAGAUUAAUGCAAUGUGGAUGAGAAGGAUAUAGUCGAGCAUCUCCGGAUAACACUGAAGAAAGAGCAAGAAGAAAAGGAACAAAAGAGAAAGGAGAAAGUAGAGGAUCAUCUCUACACAAUCAUCAAGGUAGCUCGUGAUGAAGACCUCGGUGAACAAAUCGGAAAGGAGAUUUAUUUUGAUCUUGUGGAUCAUGAUAAAGUGCGUACUUUUCGUAUUCAGAAACAGAUGCCAUUUACUCAAUUGAAGGAGGAAGUUGCUAAGGAAUUGGGUAUACCGGUGCAAUUUCAACGUUACUGGAUAUGGGCAAAACGCCAGAACCAUACGUAUCGGCCUGAUCGUGCAUUGACAGCUCAUGAGGAAACUCAAUCCGUUGGUCAACUGAGAGACAGGAAUAGUGCUGAGCUAAAACUGUUUCUGGACGUAGAAUUAUGCCUGGAUUUGCGACCUUUUCCUCCACCAGAGAAGACCAAGGAAGAUAUCCUUCUAUUUUUCAAAUUUUAUGACCCCCUGAAAGAGAAGAUAAGGUAUGUUGGACGGCUUUUUGUAAAAGAAAGUGGCAAGCCGAUGGAGAUAUUAACAAAGCUAAAUGAAUUGGUUGGCUUUUCGCCUGAUGAAGAAAUUGAACUUUUUGAGGAAAUAAAAUUUGAACCCAAAGUGAUGUGUGAACACAUUGACAGUAACCAGAGUUUUCGUGACUGUGAGAUAGGAGAUGGGGAUAUAAUUUGCUUUCAGAAAUCCCUUCGAAAUCACGUCAGUGAACAAUAUCGCUUUCCUGAGGUUCCUUCAUUUUUGGAGUACGUGCACAAUCGCCAGCCAGAAGAGCACCAAAUGGUUGUUCCUAUUUCCGACUCUCCUACUAAGAUACCUCAGACUAUCAAAGUUGCACCAGCGGACACAGCAAGUACGGUGGAUGCACAGGCGGUUGAUGAUCCGGCAUCAGCCCAGUUCACAUGGACUAUCGAUAAUUUUUCAAGGUUGAAUGUGAAGAAGUUGUACUCUGAAGUUUUUAAUGUAGGAGGAUAUAAAUGGAGGAUAUUGAUAUUCCCAAAAGGGAACAAGGUAGACUGUUUAUCAAUCUACUUAGAUGUGGCAGAUUCUGCAAGCUUGCCUUACGGGUGGAGUAAAUAUGCCCAGUUUAGCUUAGCUGUUCACAAUCAAAUUCAGAACAAGUUCACAGUGAGAAAAGAUACUCAACACCAGUUUAAUGAAAGAGAGAAGGACUGGGGUUUCACAUCAUUCAUGCUUCUUAGUGAUCUAUGUCAUCCUGAAAAAGGUUAUAUUAUGGAUGAUACUGUCAUAAUUGAAGCUGAUGUUGCUGUGCGCAAAGCCAAUUGAUCACUGAAAGGUUUUAAGUAAGGAUCUAUGCAUCACUAAUGUAGAGGAUUCAUUCCUCCAGUAAACAGUUAUUCAAGUUUUUGAAAUUCCCUGGUCAUAGCGUAGUAGCUCUAUAGAUGUUAAUCCAAAGUCUGUUGAAAGUACUUAGACAGCCUUUUUGAGCAUUGGGAUCUCUGGCUAGCAUUUCCCAUAGUAAUUACUAGCUAAUGCAAAUAUUCCUAGCUUGACGCA